Messenger RNA from Lolium perenne, 1249 nucleotides. RefSeq names its product expansin-A1. The record is from RefSeq and is a predicted model, not a curated record. Gene Ontology annotation, biological process: plant-type cell wall organization. Gene Ontology annotation, cellular component: extracellular region. NCBI's taxonomy places the organism in Eukaryota, Viridiplantae, Streptophyta, Magnoliopsida, Poales, Poaceae.
CGCGCACCUGCAGCAUCUAUAUCCCAUGCACACCCACAUGCUUGCACGGUGCCUCUCUGGUCCAAUCACGGCAUGCCAGCUCCGGUGGAGCUUCGCCGGACGCAUGCCUACUUAAGCUGCUCUGCUUCUCAUCUCUGGCCAUUACCUUUCAACUUGCUUAUUUCACUCACUCAAACAUGGACACAUCAUCUGCUCGUUUGCUUGCGUUGUUUGCAGUUGCCACAUGCCUCCCCUGGAACAAGGCUUCCUGCUUCACGUCCUCCGGCGUGACCAGAGCAUUCGCGACCUUCUACGGCGGCAGUGACGCCUCAGGGACGAUGGGUGGGGCGUGCGGGUACGGCAACCUCUACUCGACGGGGUACGGCGCGAACACGGCGGCGCUGAGCACGGCGCUGUUCAACGACGGCGCCUCCUGCGGGCAGUGCUACCGGAUCGCCUGCGACUACGCGGCGGACCCGCGAUUCUGCCUCCGCGGCAAGUCCGUCACCAUCACCGCCACCAACCUCUGCCCGCCCAACUACGCGCUGCCCAACGACGACGGCGGCUGGUGCAACCCGCCGCGGCAGCACUUCGACAUGGCCGAGCCCGCCUGGCUCAACAUCGGCAUCUACCGCGGCGGCAUCGUCCCGGUCCUCUACCAGCGGGUGCCCUGCGUCAAGAAAGGCGGCGUCAGGUUCACCGUCACCGGCCACGACUACUUCGAGCUCGUGCUCGUCACCAACGUCGCCGGUUGCGGCUCCGUGCAGGCCGUCUCCAUCAAGGGCUCCAGGACCGGGUGGAUGGCCAUGUCCAGGAAUUGGGGGGUCAACUGGCAGUCCAACGCGCUGCUCACCGGCCAGGGCCUCUCCUUCAAGGUCACCAGCACCGACGGCCAAACGCUCGUCUUCCCCAACGUCGCCCCGGCAGGGUGGGGAUUCGGCCAGACCUUCGAGACGUCCAAACAGUUCUCCUAGAAGAACCACGUGCGGUUUUGUAUAUGCUGAUCGAUCAAUCGGUCAUGUGUAACUAAAGUUAAGAUAUACAGUAUGUCGGUGAUAUAUUUCCUAAGGGAAGGGGGCAAGUACCAUGUAUUUGUCAAUCAUGAGCUUUGUGCCCCAGUCCCAGCUUUGCUAGCUUCGACUCCAUGUUAGCUGGAGAAGGGUUUUUUUUGUCGUUCCCUCGUCAUUUCCUAUUGAGAGUGAGUAACUAAAAUUUAGAGCACCCAGCGGCAGAAAUACAAACUCAUCGAAUUGUUUUUCUUUUUGGCAAA